Molecule: messenger RNA, 660 nt
Organism: Hyalella azteca
Lineage: Eukaryota; Metazoa; Arthropoda; Malacostraca; Amphipoda; Hyalellidae
Product: zinc transporter 4-like
Exons: 5
Coding region: 1-660 (219 amino acids)
Biological process (GO): zinc ion transmembrane transport; response to zinc ion
Cellular component (GO): plasma membrane
Molecular function (GO): zinc ion transmembrane transporter activity
Source: RefSeq, a predicted model, not a curated record
AUGACGUCAACAGCUCCUAAGCGCUGUCCCCGAGAUGAUCCAGUACUAUCAGAAGAAGGCCGAGGUUCACGUGAUGAAACGACGUCCGAGUCUGACGCUGAGUCCGACGAGAGUCGUGAGGUGCUGCAGGCAGCAGGCAGCCAGUUCUCUGGCAGUCUGGCAGUGCUGUUUGACUGCGGUCACUUGCUCUGCGACGUCUGUGGUCUGCUGGCAGUGUUGGCUGCUUCCAGGGUGGCUGCCAGAUCUCCCACUCCUGUCAUGACAUUCGGCUUCCAACGGGCAGAGGUUGUGUGCAGUCUGGUAAGCGUACAGCAGACAUGGCUGGUGUGCGGGCUGCUGGUCUACGCGGCGGCGGCUCGUGUGGCGUCUCUGCACUACGAAGAUCUUGAUCCUGAUCUCAUGAUCGUCUCUGCACUGCUCGGCUUUGCAGGGAAUCUAUUAAAAUUACCCCGGAUUUCGUCCUCCUACAAGUUUUCACAUGCAACAAAAUUUGACCAAAAAACGCCGUUCUUCGGCGUUGGUGGAACGAACAGCAGAAGGCCGACACGGGCGCCGCUGCUGCGCGUGUCGCUCCUGCACGCAUACGGCGACGUGACGUUGACGGCAAGUGUCUUGGUGGCGGCUCUGGUCAUCAGGGUUCAGGUGGGACUGGGGCAAUGA